GGAAAACAACAGAAUUUAAACACUGACAAAUGUAGAAGUCAAAAACCCAUCAUUACAUUUUUUUUAAUACAUCAGUUUUCUGAUGGUCACACGACUGCUCUACAACUGAUAGAAAAUAUGGGCUUUGACGUUGGCCAGCGAUAUAUUGAAAAGCUGACAAAAAAUAGCCCUCGGUUUCUUUCCGAGCUGGAGAUAGUGAAGUUCAUUUGCAAGGGAUUUUGGUCCAGUUUGUUUCGCAAAGACAUUAGCUCACUUAAAACAAAUAAUACAGAUGUAUAUGUGCUUACUGAUUCUGCGUUUCCUUUCCUCUGUCGAAUUGAACCAAGCCAACAGUACAACCCAAUAGUUGAAAUGAUUCUGGCGUUUCCUUGUGGUCUCUUAAGAGGUGCUCUUUCAAGUCUGGGAUUAUGUUGCAUAGUGAAUGCAGAUGUAAUAAAUCUGCCGUCAUGUCAAUUUACCGUUCGAGUGCUGCCCCGUUCUAAGUCGUCCGGUAUGUAG
Molecule: messenger RNA, 498 nt
Organism: Mesocestoides corti
Lineage: Eukaryota; Metazoa; Platyhelminthes; Cestoda; Cyclophyllidea; Mesocestoididae
Source: the annotation of a GenBank genome assembly